GUAUUUUCUCCACUGGCCAAAGCUGGGAUGUGAGUGCAACGUCACAUGUUGUUUUUCCUCUUUAGUUCAGUCAUUCUGAAAGAGGAGCUAUUUUGCUGUGAACUUUUCACGGAGAGAGCGCGGAGCUGCUUCUGCACGACUAAGUGAGCGCAACUCGCACUCAUUACUUGGAUUUUCUUGUCCAGCGCGGGGAAAUCCACUUCCACAAAGUCGGUCAGAAUAUUGUUUUUUCAAGUCCGAGGGAUGGCGAGCCCGCCGCAAACGGGAGGGUCGUCGUUACCAAAUGUCAACAUGAACUCGAGCCACGUUAAGAAAAGUGGAUACCUCAAGAAACAGAAGCACGGGCACCGGAGGUUUUUCGUGCUGAAGGAGCAGAGCGAUGGGUUGACAGCCCGGCUGGAGUACUACGAGAGCGAGAAGAAAUGGAGAAAUAAAGCAGCUGCCAAAAGAGUCAUUCCUCUCGACUCGUGUUUGAGCAUAAACAAGCGCGCCGACGCCAAACACAGACACCUGAUAGCUCUUUACACCAAGGACGAAUAUUUCGCCGUUGCUGCUGAAAACGAGCAGGAGCAGGAGAGCUGGUACAGAGUCCUAACCGAUGUGAUGAGUGAGGGGAAAGUGUACGACAGCGCCGUCUCCAAUUCUGCAUCCUCUCUGGUGGGCUUCGACGAGGGCAAUUACGGUAUGAUUACGCCGGUGAAUGCCGCCUACAAAGAGGUAUGGCAAGUGAAUGUGAAAUCUAAGGGACUUGGGCAGACCAGAAAUAUCACUGGAGUUUACAGGCUGUGUUUGUCAAGCCGGUCAAUUAGCUUUGUGAAACUUAACUCUGAGGUUGCCUCUGUCAGUCUGCAGCUAAUGAACAUCAGGCGAUGUGGCCAUUCUGAUAGCUUUUUCUUCAUUGAGGUGGGCAGGUCUGCCUCCACAGGACCCGGGGAGCUUUGGAUGCAGGCUGAUGACUCUGUGGUGGCGCAAAACAUACACGAGACGAUUUUGGAGGCUAUGAAAGCCAUGAAAGAGUUGUCAGAGUUCAGACCGCGCAGCAAAAGCCAGUCAUCAGGCUCAAACCCCAUAUCUGUACCCACCCGGCGGAACUUAAACAAUCUGCCCCCCAGUCAGACAGGGUUAGUAAGGAGGUCAAGGACAGACAGUGUGGCGGCCACAUCCCCUGUCACCAAGUUUACUUCCUGUCGGAUACGCACAGCCAGUGAGGGCGAAGGCACCAUGGCGCGUCCGGUAUCCAUGUCAAUAUCGGAGAAUGGAAGCCCCUGCAUUGCUGGCCGGACCCACAUGUGCAGGUCCAACACGGUUUCUGUCGGCUGCCGAACAUCUGAACCAUCACUCUUGCAUCACAGUAGAUCCAUGUCCAUGUCUAUGCCUGUGUCUCAUUCACCUCCGUCUGCUGUAAGCCCACUCAGUCUCUCUUCUACGAGCAUGAACGGCUCCGCAGUACACAAACCUUCCAGCUGCAGUGGCUCUGUCUCAGGGUCGCCUAGUGACACAGGCUUCCUGUCAUGUGAUGAUUAUGGAUCCAGCCCAGGAGAUGCGAGGUACAAUCCAUCAAACCGUAGCAAUACUCCCUCAUCCUUCUCUGGCACGCCCCCUUCCCGUGAAGGCAGUGAUCUCUGUGGUUAUAUGAUGAUGGACAAUCCAUCUAGCCACUCCUUGAAUAAGAACCAGGCUUCCAGCAGAGAAAGGCUGGACUUGGAGAAAUCAUAUAGGAAGAGGACAUACUCCCUCACAACACCACGACAACCCAGAGCACCCUCUCAGCAGUCAUCAGCUUCACUUGACGAAUACAUGUUGAUGAGGGCGGUGUACACAAAUGGCCAUUCUGGCCCUUCUGCCUCUCCAAAGGUUUCAUACCCAGAGGAUUAUGGAGACAUUGAAAUUGGCUCCAGCCGGAGCUCCAGCAGUAACCUAGGUGAUGAUGGCUACAUGCCCAUGACACCAGGUGUGGCACCACAAGGCAGCAAAAAUGACCACUACAUGCCCAUGAGCCCCAUGAGUGUCUCAGCUCCCAAACAGAUCGUCAACCCCAGGUCCCACCCUCAGGCCCUGGGCUGCCGGGGCACGACAAACUCCCCCAGUGGUAGUUCCAUGGAGGACAGUGGCUACAUGAAGAUGUGGUCUGGCUCCAAGUCCUCACUGGAGAGCUCAGAUGGCAGAGUGGCAAAUGGGGAGUAUAUGAAUAUGUCACCUGUUGAUCCAUAUGUCUCGCCCACGCCACCUGAUUAUUUCCUUGGUGGGUGUGAGCCAGCCCAGCGGCCUUCUCCUUCCUUAAGCUGCCGGUCUAACAAACAUCAAGGUCCUAAAAGAGAAGAGGACCAAUAUGUUUUAAUGAGCCCACAGAGCCAUAGGCCAACUGAGGAGUCCAACUACUACACCAUGUCUGCCGCAAAUGCUGGGCCUUCAUUGACCAGCCCCUCCACCCUUCCCGCAUUUAGGCACAGCCGCACUGACGCACUGACACAUAGAGCACGAGUCAACAGACCCAACAGAUUAUCUCUGGAUACUCUGAGGAUGCUCCCAAGCAUGAACGAGCAUCCCCUCCCUUGUGAACCCAAAAGCCCAGGGGAGUAUAUCAACAUAGACUUUGGUGACGCCACCCAGUACUCCUUGCCCUCGGAAUCGGUGGAGAGCCAGGGUUCACCUCCCAGCCUCAACAGCGUAAGACGGCGGUCCCCCCUCUCUGACUACAUGAACCUUGACCUCAACUCACACUCCCCUAAAUCAGGAGAAAUCCUCGCUAGUCCCUUACAUGAGAUGCCUGAGCUCACCAACUGCCCAUGCCCAUCUGAGGAGGGGGCAUACUUCCCUGAUGAGCAGAGAAGCUCUCCUUGUCCGCCUGGCACAGGUGAAGAUGAUUAUGCUGAGAUGAAGUUUGACGAUGCGCGCAUCUCCCCCUCCUUCAUCUCGGAGAAUAGAGAAAGUGAUGCAGCUAGCCCCGCAAGCAGGGUAAAGAGGCUCACUCUAGGUGACAAAGGCAUGCCAAGUAUUGGGGCGUUCCUGUUGCCCAGCACCUCAGUGGACCCUGACGGAGGGGCAAAGGUGAUCCGAGCCGACCCUCACGGUCGGAGGCGGCACAGCUCGGAGACCUUCUCAUCCACCACCACUGUUACGCCUGUGUUUCCCUCCUUCGCCCACAAUUCCAAGCGGCACAGUUCUGCCUCCGUUGAGAAUGUCUUGGUUCGGAGCAGCGAAGGUUCUGAUGAGGAAUACGGCAGCCCCAUGUGCAGAGAGACCUCGGCCGGGUACCAGAACGGUCUGAACUAUAUCGCCUUAAACCUCAUGGAGAACAGAGAGCUGGGGAACUGUGAAAAUAUGAUGGGCUUCAAGACUGUCAGUUGCUGCAAAGGAGGAAUUAAUGGAUUACAUACCAGCCCAUAUGUUUCCCUGGGAUUCAAGGAGACAGUGACCACUGUAAAAGAUUGAUCUUCUCCGAUGGAUCUUCUUCGAACUUCCUCAAACUGUAUCCUGGGACUGCAGGAAGGGGUAACGGAAACCCGUGACUAGAGACAGCCGCCGCUGCCGUGGCUGAACUAUGCUGCUGUAAAUGAACUUUAACCUACGACCCCUCACCCUUUGCCUGAGUUCCCGAGCGCUAAAGUCGUGAUCCAAUUCCAGGCUGGCCACUUUAAACAUGGACACCUCCGUAUACAGGGACUUCACGGCCCGCUCGGUCCUUCAGGAACUGCAAAUUGCUGCUUUGUAGGUGACGACAGUCACAAAGUUGUCUCAUGUUUGUUGUAUACUUUUUUGUUGUUGUUUAUAACACCUUUAUUAUAUUUGGUUGACUCUGGAGUAUUGAUUGGAGUACAGCCACCUUCCUCCUUCACCCCCAAAAAUCCAAGCCCAGAAUCUGUAAUAUUUACUUACUAUAGAGAGAAACCUCUACAAAGGUACAUAUUUAAUGUUUUAUUUAUUUAUACCUAGUACAAAUAGUUACGGUGAGAAUUUACGACAUUUAACAACAAUGACCCAAGAAACUGCUACCUCCUACCUCAGGAAAAUACAGUUUAUUACGAUGUACGAAAUUCACACGUAAUGCAGAUAUCUUUUCCUUUCUUUUGUUUUUUUUAAAUUUCAGUGUUCUUACAUGACCAAUCCAAAGCCUUACUAUCUCAACCGAUAUAGGAUUUACUUAAAACUGUACUUAUUUGGACCUAGAUAAUAAGAAAUAUAUAAAAUAUGAAACUCUCGUAUCUAGUUUAUAUUUUUUAUAGAAGCUUAAUUUAUUUCGACUAAUGAGUUCCUAUAUAAAAGAGGCCACUUAAGAUGAUAAUUUGAAAAAA
Molecule: messenger RNA, 4292 nt
Organism: Colossoma macropomum (tambaqui)
Lineage: Eukaryota; Metazoa; Chordata; Actinopteri; Characiformes; Serrasalmidae
Gene: irs2a
Product: insulin receptor substrate 2a
Exons: 2
Coding region: 244-3432 (1062 amino acids)
Biological process (GO): insulin receptor signaling pathway
Cellular component (GO): plasma membrane; cytosol
Molecular function (GO): phosphatidylinositol 3-kinase binding; insulin receptor binding
Source: RefSeq, a predicted model, not a curated record